Molecule: messenger RNA, 1020 nt
Organism: Aspergillus puulaauensis
Lineage: Eukaryota; Fungi; Ascomycota; Eurotiomycetes; Eurotiales; Aspergillaceae
Product: aldo/keto reductase
Exons: 3
Coding region: 1-1020 (339 amino acids)
Source: RefSeq, a predicted model, not a curated record
AUGGAAUAUACGCGGUUUGUGGGCGAUUCCGGUCUUUACGUCUCCAAAGUUAUUCUCGGGACAGCGAGCUAUGGAUCUUCUCGCUGGCAGGAAUGGGUUGAUGAAGAGGAGGCAGCGCUUCCUUUACUGAAGCAUGCAUUUGACGUGGGUAUAACUACUUGGGAUACAGCCGAUGCAUACUCAAACGGCCGAUCUGAGGAAAUUAUUGGCAAGGCUUUGAAAAUGCACGGCAUUCCCCGCGAGCAAGUGGUUAUCCUAACCAAGAUAUUCUACGCGCUUGAUCCGGAUAGCCAGGGUCCAAUUUCCUCCCUGGUGGACAAGACUAAGCGCCACCUGGUAAACCGGGUCGGGCUAUCACGCAAGCACGUUUUGGCGGCGGUUGCAGAGAGCACGCAGCGCCUUGGGACUUACAUUGACGUCCUGCAGAUUCAUAGGCUUGACCGAGAGUGCAAUCUCACAGAGACGAUGAAGGCGUUGCACGACGUUGUGGAGAGUGGGAGGGUGCGCUACCUAGGAGCAAGCUCUAUGGCAGCGUGGGAGUUUCAAAAGCUACAGUACAUUGCGGACAAGAAUGGAUGGCACAAGUUCAUUUCCAUGCAGAACUACCACAACCUUCUUUACCGUGAGGAGGAGCGAGAAAUGAUCCCGUUCUGUCGAGAUAGCGGCGUCGGUAUUCUUCCUUGGAGCCCGCUCGCACGCGGUGUCCUGGCUCGUCCUUGGACGGAACGAGGCAGUCAGCGAGAGCAGACGGACAAGCUUUUGCGUGGCCUAGUGCGAGAACGCGAGACUCCCGCCGAUGGAAUUAUCGUCAGCCGAGUACAAGAGAUUGCGAAAAAGAGAGGCGUCCCGAUGUCAACAAUCGCCUUGGCCUGGAGUCUGCGGCAAGGCUUGUGUCCAAUUGCCGGCCUGCGAAGCACCGCUCGAAUUGAUGAGGCCGUCCAGGCUGUGGCGUUUCAGCUAUCUGAUGACGAGGCGGCGUACCUAGAGGAGCCAUACACUCCAAAGGAAGUUGUAUACUGA